Molecule: messenger RNA, 1065 nt
Organism: Ipomoea nil (Japanese morning glory)
Lineage: Eukaryota; Viridiplantae; Streptophyta; Magnoliopsida; Solanales; Convolvulaceae
Exons: 1
Coding region: 1-1065 (354 amino acids)
Molecular function (GO): nucleic acid binding; zinc ion binding
Source: RefSeq, a predicted model, not a curated record
AUGGAGCAAGAGUCGGUGACGGAGGCAGUGAAUGUGUUAGGCAGGAGGUGGGCUGACGUCGUCCUUGACGACGAGGAGGACGACGUCUUCAUACCGCCCGGUGCGGCGGAGGUUGAGCAGCCUGCUGCGGCGGUCCAAACGUGGCGGCUAGUCGGCAGAUUCUUGACUACUAAACUCGUAAAGGCGGAGUUCAUGAGCCAAGUCAUGGCUUCGGUAUGGCAGCCGGUUAAGGGGGUACAGGUUUCAGAGUUGCAACCGGGGCUUUUUUUGUUUGUGUUCUUCCAUGAAACGGAUAUUCAAUUGGUUCUUGAGGGAAGGCCAUGGUCCUUUGAGAAUCACACGCUUGUUUGCAAACAGGUUCAGGAUGGGGUUAUUCCGGGCACGGUACCGCUGGAUACGGUUGAUAUGUGGAUUCAGGUACAUGACUUACCACUGGGCUACACCUCUGACAUUAUUCUGGAACAGGUUGGAAACUUCCUUGGAACGUUUAUUAAGAUUGAUGACAGAUUUGCGAAUGCGCCAUGGAAAACAUUCCAUCGAAUUAGGGUUUCAAUUUCAGUUUUGAAACCACUGAAGCGUCGUAUGAAGUUCAUGAAGAGGGAUAAGUCAACUUGUUGGGUUAACUUUAAGUAUGAAAGGCUGCAUAAUUUCUGUUACUUCUGCGGUAUGAUGGGGCAUCUACACAAGUAUUGUCUGAGAGCAAGGGAUGCAGGUGUUCCGAUUGAGCAAUAUCCGUAUGGUGAGGGCUUACGUGCGGGUUUUAAGAAGGGUCCACGAAAAGUGGGUGCGUCAUGGUUGCUGGACAUGAACGGCAAGCCUAUGGCGGGAUCCCCAUUGGAUGCUAUACCGAGUGUGCGGGGUGAUAGCCAUGGUGACGCAACAUCCGACGCUACACGGGUUUGUGGUGAGAGCGUGGUUGUUGAGGCGGCAACGAAGAGGAGGCGGGCGGAUUUGAAUAUGAAUGAUGUGAGCGGUGUGAAGAAUGGUGGGGAUGUUGUUAUGACAGAGAUCCAAAAAAACAUGUCUGCGGCGGGUACUGGUUCCCAGACCCGCCCAUCAUUAUGA